CAGAACUGAUUGUCUGACGCACCGACCACAUCUCUCCCACCGGCUUCAUUGUAUUUACAGGAACUGACCUUGCUUUGAGCUUACAAAGCUGAUUUUACAUAAGAAGAACACUUCUCGCUCCUCUUGCAGUUGAAUGGAAAUAAAAGAGAUUCUGUGACCUUGGAAGAUGAAGAUGUUGUUGCCAUGGGAACUCUUAAUCCUGCUGUCACUCAAGAGCUGCCUAGCAGAGAGAAUUAUUCGACAUGGCCCAGUAUUCACCCAAGAGCCCAGUGACAGUGUGUUCCCUUUAAGUGCUGAGGACAACAAGAUAUUUAUCAACUGCAAAGCCAAGGGAAGUCCAGCACCUCAUUACAAGUGGAAAUUCAAUGGGGAAGACCUUGACAUGGACUUCAAUUACAGUCUUGUUGAGGGAAACCUAUUGAUCAAUAAACCACAGGCAACUAAACAUGGAGGUGUUUACCAAUGCAUCGUCACUAAUGCUUUUGGAACCAUCCUCAGCCGAGAGGCAAAAGUGGAAUUUGCAUAUCUGCAGAAUUUCAGCAGCAAGGUCAGGAGUCCAGUGCUAGUGAGGGAGGGACAGGCUGUUGUGCUCCUGUGUGGUCCACCACCCCAUUUUGGAGAAAUCAGAUACUCCUGGAUAUUUAAUGGCCGCCCCAGCAUAGUCGUUGGAGAUAACCGUCGUUUUGUGUCUCAGAGGACUGGAAACUUGUAUAUUGCUAAGGUUGAGACGUCAGAUGUGGGUAACUACACAUGUGUGGUGAAGAAUAUGAUCGCCAACACAACCGUCUACAGCUCCCCGACUCCAGUAGUGCUACGGCGGGAUGCUGUAAUGGGGGAAUAUGAGCCGAAGAUUGAAGUCCAGUUUGAAAAAAUCCUCCACAUUGCCAAAGGAUCCUCAGUUAGACUGGAGUGCUUCGCUUUAGGAAAUCCAGUGCCUACUAUCUCCUGGAAGAGGGCAGAUGGAAGCCCUUUCCCUGGAAAGAUGAAGAUAAAUCAUUCCAAUGGGGUCCUGGAGAUCCCAUAUUUCCGUCCAGAGGAUGCUGGGCUUUAUGAGUGUGUGGCUGAAAACUCCAAAGGACGUAGUGUUGCAAAAGGACGUCUUGAAUUUCAAAAUGUCGAACACCUGCAGUGGUCGCAGACUCUGUUUGAUGCAAACAUGGCUAUUGAGGCUGAUCUUCAAUGGGAGUGUAAAGCUAAUGGCAAACCUCAACCUGUUUACAGAUGGCUUAAGAAUGGACAGCCGUUGGUCUCCGAGGACAGAAUUCGUGUUGAUGGUGGCAGGUUAACCAUCUCCAACAUAAACCUGAUAGACUCUGGCAUGUAUCAGUGUUUGGCAGAGAAUGAGAAUGGAGUCAUAUAUGCCAGCGCAGAGCUCAAAGUUGUAGCCUCUCCUCCAGACUUCUCCAAGAACCCAUUGAGGAAGACCACGCUGAUCCAGAGAGGCGGGGAGGCUAUCAUUGAAUGCCGACCACACGCGUCCCCCAGAGCAUCUUACUUUUGGAGGAAAGGCAACGAGUUUCUGAAAGACAGCAAGAGAUGUACCAUUUUAGAGGAUGGCACCCUCAGGAUUACCAACGUUACCAAAUCGGAUGCAGGCAGGUACAUUUGUGUGGCCAGAAACCCCUUUGGCACAUCCAGCAGUAGCGGCACUUUAGUGGUCAAAGAACCAACCAAGAUUACAGUCCCUCCACUAAGUAUGGAUGCCACAGUAGGGGAGAGCAUUGUCCUGCCAUGUGAAGUAUCUAAAGACUCCACUCUACACCCCACCUUCAAGUGGUUCUUCAAUGGGAAACUCAUCGAUUUCAGUAGACAUGACCAUUUUGGAAUGAUUGGAGGGGGGUCAUCUGGGGAUCUUAUGAUCAGAAACAUACAGCUGAAGCACUCUGGAAAGUACGUCUGCAUGGUGCAUACAGCAGUGGACAGUGUGUCCGCAGCAGCAGACCUAAUUGUCAGAGGGCCCCCUGGAGCACCAGUGGGUGUGUUGGUGGGGGACGUCACAGAUAGGACCGCUCAACUCUCAUGGGGCCCGGGGCCAGACAACUACAGUCCCGUUACCCUCUACAUCGUGCAAGCCAGGACGCCAUUCUCUAUUGGCUGGCAAGCAGUCAAAACUGUUCCUGAUUCUGUGCCUGGACAGAUGAUUCAUGCAACAGCGGUGGAUCUGAAUCCGUGGGUAGAUUAUGAAUUUAGAAUUGUGGCUAUCAACAGCGUGGGGGUGGGGGAGCCCAGCGUGCCAUCCAAACCCGUUCGCACCAAAGCUGCUGAUCCUGAAGUUACUCCAGCUAACGUAAGUGGAGGUGGCGGCAGCCGAGGCGAACUCGUGAUUGUUUGGGAGCCUGUGCCAGAGGAGAUGCAAAAUGGUGACAAAUUUGGAUAUGUCGUGGCGUUUCGGCCACUUGGCAGCUCGACAUGGAAACAGAGCGUGCUGGCCUCAGCCGAUGCGUCACGAUAUGUUUUUAAAAAUGACAGUUUUCCGGCACUCACUCAGUUUGAAGUAAAAGUCGGCGUCUACAACAACAUCGGAGAGGGACCGUUUAGCCCUGUGGUCAUUGUGCAUUCAGCAGAUGAAGAACCUUCAGUAACUCCUUCAAGAGUAUGGACUCGCACUCUAUCAGCAUCUGAGAUCGAGGUGUUCUGGGAACCUGUCCACCAAACCAGCAGUAAAGGAAGGAUAACAGGCUAUGAGGUGCAGUGGUUGGAGGAUGGGUCACCAGAAAGUGAUGCAGAGAGAGUGAGAGUUACAGAAAGCUCAGUCAAUAUCACCGGUCUGAAGGGAAGCACACUAUAUCUGGUGUCAGUCAGAGCACACAACAACGCGGGCACCGGACCCUCCAGUGCCCCCAUCAGCAUCAUCACCAAGAAACCACCUCCAAGUCAACCUCCAGGGAACAUUGAGUGGAACCUGACAAACUCAAAGGUCUUUCUGAACUGGGAACAUGUGAAGGCGAUGGACAAUGAAUCAGAAGUAACCGGCUACAAGGUUGUGUACCGUCAGAACUGGCACAGGGGAAGCAGCAUAGUGGAGACCAACAGGACAUCCGUGGAGCUUCAGUUGCCGUCAGGAGAAGACUUGCUUGUUCAGAUUAAAACCCUGAGUGAUGGGGGAGACGGCAGCAGCAGCAGCCCUAUACGUAUACCAAAGAAGUCAAGCCUGAACUCAAAAGGAUACUUUAGUUCUGAUGCGAACAAGAUGGUCCAUGUUCAUGGAGUCAUUUUUGUGAUGAUGUCAUGGUUGUUUUUGUAGAAGUUUGCCUUUACUUAGCACAUACUGUACUUCUAAAAAGUUGGUUCGUUACAUUUUAUUUUAUUUUUUAAGAAGAAAAAUGGUGACUGCUCCAUUGCCUUAUAUUGUGAUGUUUUUUGUUUUUGCUUUUUUACCUCUUUGACAAACUAUUUGUCCUUUUAUAUGUAGAUUAUAUGCAAAGAAGCAAGCUUUCUCAUAUAGCUACUUAUGUUGCUUGUGUGUUCAGAAUUGAGAUUCAAAACAAACACAUCUUGAAUCAUAUAAUGCAGUAGUGACGUGGGAUGUUGGAUCUCCAACAGAAUAGCUUUGAUUCUUGAUUAUACCUAUGAUGUUUGUUUUCUGAUACACAACUGGAGUGGGUCAAAGAAGUCAAAGUGUGUGUGUGUGUGUGUGUGUGUGUGUGUGUGAGAGAGAGAGAGAGAGAGAGAGAGAGAGAGAGAGAAAGAGAGAGAGAAGGCCAUUUAGAUAGGUUACAUGCAUUCCGUUAUUUUUCUUAAGCUUAACAUUUAGAAAAGUUACUGUUUCACAGAGUAGCAACAAUUUGUUAAAACAUAGUUUCUAGAUACUUGCACAGAUCUCUUGCUGCUCUGAUAUUUUCUGAAAAAAUAAAAAUAAAAAUACUUUAAAAAGUUUUGAUGAUCAAAUUACUUUAAAUUCAUCCCUCAAAACUUAAUCAGUUUAUUUAAGAUAUAUUUUUGAUCAUUCUGAUCAUAAACAUUUACAUUUAGUCAUUUAGCAGAUGCUUUUAUCCAAAGCGACUUACAAAUGAGACUCGUAGCAAGCAACUUGUCAUACAAAGUUUAACAACAUCUGCAGGAUAGGACUGCCAAGUUCUCACAGUGGCAGAAGUAGUAAAGAUGCUAGCACAUAAGAAAGAGACAGACAAGGAAUUUUUUUUUUUUUUGGUACAGUAAGUGCAUGUCGAGAAAAGUAACAGCAGAUCAUGUGGAGGUUGGAAGUUGAUUCCACCACAGAGGAGCAGAGAAAGUGAACGAUCGUUAAAUAGACUUUGAGCCUCUUUGUGAUGGGACCACCAGGCGUUGCUCGUUCAUAGACCACAGAGAGUGAGUUGGAGCAUAGACCUGAAGAAGUUGAUUGAAGUAAGAGUGUGCGGUUCCAUUGGCUGUCCUGAAAGCCAGAGUCAAAGCCUUGAAUUUGAUGCGGGCAGCUACAGGUAGACAGUGGAGUGAAAUCAAGAGUAGGCUGACAUGAGCCCUUUUUGGCUGAUUGAAGACCAGAUGUGUCAACAUCAAACAUCAAAACAGAUCCCUAUCUUAUAAGUCUUAGAUGAUUCAUCAUGUUUGUUCCUUUUAUCUAUAAUCUUUUUGCAAACAUAUUUUUAGUUUGUGUGCUUGAAGACUGGAUCAAAGCUAAAAGUACCAGUCAUCAGGACUUUAUUGACAUUGCCACUGGCCGUUUAUUUUCUAAAUAUCAGAAUGCAUUUGCCUAAAAGAAGUGUUUCAAUAUUGUCUGCAGUGUUUAUCAGGUUGUCAAGAAGUAGUGACCAUAAACACUGAAAACUGAUUUAUUUGCUUUUAUUUUAUUGUAUUUUAUUUAUUUAUCGAUAUUGGUUUAAGAUGUUGUUUGUUUUUAAUCAAAAUUUUUUAUGAAUUUAUAAUUUACAUGAUAGGAUCCACAUUGUUAUUUUGCGUUAUUUUGAAAUUUUAUAAAUGUAACAUUUGUCUUUAUUUUCUCUUAUGUAAGU
Molecule: messenger RNA, 4949 nt
Organism: Myxocyprinus asiaticus (Chinese sucker)
Lineage: Eukaryota; Metazoa; Chordata; Actinopteri; Cypriniformes; Catostomidae
Product: contactin-4-like
Exons: 23
Coding region: 167-3244 (1025 amino acids)
Biological process (GO): cell-cell adhesion; axon guidance
Cellular component (GO): plasma membrane; axon
Molecular function (GO): protein binding
Source: RefSeq, a predicted model, not a curated record